Messenger RNA from Striga asiatica, 1000 nucleotides. The record is from the annotation of a GenBank genome assembly. Lineage: Eukaryota; Viridiplantae; Streptophyta; Magnoliopsida; Lamiales; Orobanchaceae.
CAAACAACCAGCGCUAGCUGCAAGUAGGAACGGUAGAAGACCCCGAUUGUACUCGAUUCGGAAUAGGAUUCCUCGUCGUCUGAGGUCUUGUCUUGGCUUACAGGGUGUAUAAAUAAUGGCCCGCAGGCUAUCUGUGGACGUCCACAAUCGAUUGUUUUAAGGAAACCCUAAGAACAUGGAGAACCCCAAGGGCGAUGCAAUGAAACCGGAGGACUUGGACUCGUCGGGUGAAAUUUCCGACCUUGACAAUGAAGUCCAGUCCACUAACACUUGGCCAAGUGGGCUUCCCAAGGGCGUUGACUACUAUGACUAUUUUCUUGGUGAUGAUUAUGACGAUGAAAUGCAUAAUAAGCUCUCGGUAGAUGAAGCGGACCUUAUAUUGUCUCCUCUUACCAUAAUAAUACUUGAAAGAGAGAAGGCGCAAGAGGAGCUCAUGGAUAUGGUCCAGCACCUCGUAAAAGAACAUCCCGAACUCAUCCCAUCAGCAAAAGAACUUCUCGAGGCCCUUGAGUGUGAUUGUGAUUGUGAUGACAACAAGCAUGCUGAAAAAGCCAUGGAGCUUUUGAAAAACCAACACGUUCACCAAGGUUUCGUGAGAAUUUUUGCUGAGGGUUUCGCUGUUCUCAGGUCUGUAAACCAGCUGGCAGAGAAUGAGCUGGAGUGCAGAACGGUUGCUAAUAGGGUGGCUCGUAUUAGACGAGAUCCCUUGUUGGAUAAAUGUGUCUCGGCCAAAGGGGACGUAGAUAUAAUGAGGGGGGGUUUGUGCAUUUUAGUCGCGUACUGGAUUGAUCGAAGACUGGAAAGAUGGCUUAGCGAACAGGCCUCUCAGCAUGAAAAAAUUAUUCCCAACAUAUUUCUUGUCUCUAAUAUUUCUUGUUAUUAUUUUUUAUUGUCGUGUGUGCAGUUGCCCCAAAUUCGCAGCAAUACACAAAUCGGCCACCGUAUUAGGGCUACGAACAAGAUGAUGUCACAGUGUGAGGAGUUGGGUGUGGGUGUUUAG